Molecule: messenger RNA, 5811 nt
Organism: Xiphophorus couchianus (Monterrey platyfish)
Lineage: Eukaryota; Metazoa; Chordata; Actinopteri; Cyprinodontiformes; Poeciliidae
Gene: hykk.2
Product: hydroxylysine kinase, tandem duplicate 2
Exons: 5
Coding region: 49-1113 (354 amino acids)
Molecular function (GO): amino acid kinase activity
Source: RefSeq, a predicted model, not a curated record
UCUCGACUACAUUGACAGUUAUCUCUGUGAUUUCAUUCCGCUAAAGAAAUGUCAGUGAAAAACGCCCAGCCCAACUUCAGUCCCUCUCAGGUGUCUGAGAUCAUGAAGAGGCUCUACAACCUGACCGCCUCAGAAAUACGCCCUCUGCCCAGCUAUGAUGACCAGAACCUCUAUGUGGCUCCCACUGAGGGUGGCGAGUACGUCCUAAAAAUCAUGAACACGGAGGACAGUAAGAACCCCACCCUCAUUGAGUUGCAGACCCAUGCCAUGUCCUUUCUCUACCAGAAUGGACUUCCUGCUCAAACAGCCAUGCCUACCACCUCAGGACAACUCAUGAGCCUGGAAGAAAUAGAUUGUGGGUAUGGCUGUCAGAAGUACUUGGUCCGACUGCUGACUUAUUUACCUGGAGUGACUGUUUCUAAGGUUCCUCUUACACCAAAGUUAUUAUAUGAGACUGGCAGGAUGGCUGCUAGAAUGGAUGAAGUCCUUCAAAAGAUGGAGCAUCCUCAUCUCAGCCUUCUCGAGAGGGAGAACUUUAUCUGGAGCUUGUCAAACAUUUGUCUCCUGGAAGAAUACAUGAGUGUACUAGAUGGAGAUCCACUUCAGGAGGUUGUAAAAUCUGUUAUUGAUCAGUACAAAAACUCUGUGAUCCCCAGACGAUCCAAUUUUCGCAAAUGUAUUAAUCAUGGUGACUUUAAUGACCUCAACAUUCUCAUGCAACCCGAUGACAAUCAUGGCUACAAGAUUUCUGGCAUCCUUGACUUCGGGGACAUGAACAGUGGCUUCUACAUUAAUGAACUUGCCAUCACCAUAAUGUACAUGAUGAUUGAGCAUCCUGAUCCCAUCGAGGUGGGUGGGCCUGUCCUCGCAGGCUGGGAAAGCGUCAUCCCCCUCAACAAGGAUGAGAAAGACUGCCUCUAUGUGCUGGUGCUCUCUCGCUUCUGCCAGUCGCUGGUUAUGGCUCGGUAUUCCGUGAUGCUGCACCCAGAAAACGGAGAGUACCUCAUGAUCACUUCCAGAAAGGGAGUUAAGAUCCUUCAGAAAGUCUGGGAAUUGGGAAAAGAGCAUGUGGAGAAGGUUUGGUUUGACCAUGCUGCUCAGCUCAGUGUUUGAAUGGAAAAAGAUGUUAAUUUUCUAUUCAAAGACUUUCAUUCAUUAACUCCGGUUAAUGAAUGAAAGAAAUACUUCAGUAAAUUAUAACUUACAAUAAUAACGUAUAAUAAUUUAUACACAGUGUUAAUUCAUAUGAUUAUGACAUAUAGACAAUUAAAAUCCAAAAUAAAAUAGAAUAUUAUGUACAAAACAAAAUAGUUUUAGUGUAAGAUAUAUUUUCAUAUAGUGUACAGUUAAUUCUCUUGGUCUGGGCGUCUCUGGAGGGAAUUACUGGAUCAUGGCAUGGAAGUGAUCAGUUUUGCUCAGGUGCUAAGAAAACCCAGAUUGCUCGAAUAACUAUGUAAUGUCUGCAUUCCUGGUUCUGGUCUACCUUAUCUUCUUGAUCAAACACUAAAGAUCCUUUUGCGGUGUUUACAUUAGGCUUGUUGCCAUCAAGCACGAUGACACCAUUAGCUUUAAAGUAGGUUUUGGUGCCUUCUUCUGCUGGAAAAUAUACUCAGCAUCUCUGUAAAGCUUUGAUGGAAGCAUAAAGAGCUCUAAUAUUUCCUGGUAGAUGUGUCUGUGCUCACUUUGGACUUGACGAUAAGCAGUCAAGUCCAUCAGCAUCAGCAGAUGGCGUGGCUCCCCAAAGCAUCACUUACUGUGGAAACUUCACACUACAGUCUUUCUUUUGGCUGUGCAGAUCACACUAUUAUAGACUGUUGAAACAAAUGAGUACAUGUGCUUUGAAUUUCAGUUUCACUUUUUAAAUAGAAUUACUCCAUUUAAUUUUGAGUGAUAUUUUAACUAUUAAAUUACAGUACACCUGAAACCUUAUCCUAAAAUAUGAUUAGCAGAGAAUAUUUCAGCAGUUUCUGGAUUAACUGAGUGCUAAGGAGUCAAGUCUUUUGUUUUAAGCACUUCAGUGAGACUUGCUCUAAAUAACAGGCGCUCAUUUGUGAACAAUGCCUUUUAUUUUAGUAUUCAAAGCUUUACUAAAUUAACUAUUUAUUAUAUCGUAAGGCACUUAUGUAUUUGAUUUCCAAAUAAAUAUAAUAUUUUAUGUCAAGAUGAUUUUGUAAAAGACAAUUCACUAAGAAGGAAAUAAUUUCUCUUCCAUAAAACAUUGGUCCACAUUUAAAACAUUCAUUUGGGGAUAUUUAAGCUGCCCUGUUUGAAAACCCAGUAAACAUGUGUUGAAUGUGAGGAGAAGUGAUUUGCUUUUCUACAUUUCUUUUAAAAAAAGCAACAAAUGCUGGAAUCUCUGCUAUGAAUUCUGUGCCUUGUUAGAAAGUUUCCUUUCUAGUAAUGUUUAUUCUUACAAGACUUUCACAAAUUAAAGUUAGUGCUUCCAAUGGUUUACAAAUAAAUAGCUUAAAGUUUUUUGUUUUUUUUUCAUCUUUAUAUUAUCACUAAUGCGUCUUUGUUGGACAUGCUUUUAUAUUUUUUCAGUGUACAGUAUUUCAACCAAACCAGGUGGAAGUGAAAGAUGAGGUGCUUGAAAGUUGACACUUUAUGUAGGAGAUGCUUCAUGUUCAGGAUCCAGAAUAAAAUGAUCACAUGGAGUCAUCAGGUGAACUUUAACUAUUCUGAUUUGUACAUGUAUGUUGUUCUUAUGUAACGUCUUUUGGUUUCUGGUAAAUGAUUGAUUUUUUGUACUAUUAAUUUUACUCCCAAACAUGCCUUAUAUGACUGACUGUACAAAGGUCUAUAUAGCAAAGCACAUCUUAAUCUGGCAAAUUAGUUACCAGAUUGUGAUUUUUUUUUUUUGCUGUUGUUCAGCAACAUAUUUGUAUCUCUUACACAAGAUACAUGUUUUCCUGAUCAAUGUAAUUAUCAUUUGAAUAGAUUAGAGGUGAAGUGAAGUUUUUUUUUCAGAAAUGAUUAAGAAUGUAGAAUAACACCACACCUCCAGUGAGCUUUUGACAGAUCAGCAGUCUGGAUAAAAUAUGAUGUAAUACUGCCCUUGUGUGGUGGCUUUUACAACUCCACUGUAAUAAAACUGUAAAUGGGGAAUAAAUGAAAGUACAGCAUAGCAAUAUUGAAAAUCGUGAAAAAGUUAAAUAAUUUUCAUUUCAGAAAGCAAAGUCCUGUGUGUCUCUAUGUUGUCCUGUGAUGUACUAGCGGCCUGUCCAACGUCCACCUGUUCCUUUGUCCCUUUGUGACUCUGCAAGGAGUAGCAGGUAGAUAAUGGAUAAAUGUCCAAAACUGGAUUGAACUGAGCUGCGUUAAUACCUUUUCCAAAUAAUUUUGAACUAAACUGCUUUUUGACAAAACUAAAAUAUCACAGUACUAAUAGUGGCGAAAGCUAAAGUCGAGCAGGAUGAAAAUAGAAUAACAAUCUUUUUUUUUUAUUUAACAUAUCUCCAAAUCAAAAAUGUUUCAUUAUCACUAAAGUCUUUACGUCCUAAAAAAGUGCAAGUCGAAAACAUUCUCUUAACAUUGCAUUGAACUACAAAAGAUUGACAGAACAGUCACAUGUUCUUUGUUUAAAUGCUAGUCAUUGAGUUAAGCACUAAGAGAACACAUUUUUCAUUUCUUUUGUCUUCAGUGUUUCUGUUAGUAUAACUAAUGUUAAGAGCACUACAGACUGUCGCAGCACAGACUUCCUUUGGAAUGAACUUCACUGAUUGCUGACAACCAUGUAGAAAGGAAAAGCAAUAGCUCUAUCUGCAGCGUGUCAAAUUUUACAGUAUUCAGCUUUCAGCAUAGGUAUGCAGACCUGUCAGUGUUACUCAGCGCUGAAGUCCUAAUCAACUCAGCUGUUUAUAAUUACACAGAUGGUAAAGUUUAGGUUAUUAGGUUAAACUCGUUAACUUCACAGCCAACAUUAUGCUUUCUCUUACAUAUGGUUGAAUUUAUAGAUUAAUGUGGCUGCAGUUAGAGUAAUCAGCUUUCUCGGCUGCCCGUGCUGUGGAUAGAAAGCGCUUGAGGGGAUUAAGAAAUAAGUUUCAGCUUUCAUACAUCUGCAAUGAGAAUGAGGAGAGGAGUGUUUUAUGAUGAAAACACCACUGCCUCUCUCAGGCUCACCUUUUGGCCCACAUUAAACAUUACAUUACUUAGUGAAGUCAUGUUUUACACUUGUAAUUCCAAAUGUAAAACCGUAGUAUGAUUGUUUUUGUUUGUGUAACCACAUCUGAAGGUAGGCACAGCGCUAAUGGAAAUACUAAUGCAGAAUCUGCAGUCUGAAAAUUUAAAGUUGGGACGUUUAAGUUGAUGGAAUGACGUACUCUACAUAAAUGAACAUUUUGUUUCUGUUUCAUCCUGAGAAGAGAACACUUCGUUAAUUUGAGAUUUUUUUGGUGUUAUUUAAAUUAUAAAGCCCAGAGACGCAAAUAAGCCUAAAAUACAAUUUUUCAAUCUACCCUUUGAUAUGGCACACUUUGAAGACUGAUGAAUCCCCUGCUUUAUUAGAUAUUUUGCAAGAUGUUUUGAAGGCUUCUGGAAUCAGUUCAGCUGAGGUUUCUGUGGUCAUUAUAUUAUGCUUUACAAUGUUGUCUCAAUGCAGUGUAAGAAUUUCCACAAAUAGAGUAAAGGUUUCCUAAUUCAAUUGCUUCAUCAGAAAAAUAGGCUAUAAAAAACUCCAUUAGACUGCAACUAAGAGAAAAGUGUUUGAAAAUUGAAAUUGAAAAAUGUAAUUUAUGCCAGGUCUUUAGUUUUGAAUCUAAGUUUUUAAAGUAAAGAGGAUGUGCUCAAAAACUUACUGAAAACUUAAAUGCAUGUAUGAUAUUUGGAAAAUAAUUGCAAAAAACCCAGCGUAGUUUCACUCAAAAUGGAGAAAUCAGCCUAGCGUACAAUGCAUGACAACUAUUUGUAGCAACCACAACUCAGAAAACUGUCCAACUGAUUGGUCUGAGUCCAGUUUCUUGCUUGAAUGAAAGCUUUGUACUGAAUCUAUUCGUUGGAAACAACUUUCUCAUAUAAACCAGACAGAACCCUCUGGAGGACCAGCCAAACAACAGCCACUGUUAAAAUGUGAGUCUCUCCAGCAUCACAGAGGAAGAAAAGCAAUGGUGAGAUUUUUACCCACAACAUUUAUUUCAGAUAAACGGUCCACUAAAUAUUGCAUGUUUAAACUAUUUAAACACAUAAUUAUUCUGCUGAAUGAAAGCAGUUUCACUUUUAAGCAUUCAGUAAUGAACCUUGUGAUGAAUUCCGAGAUAAUUGGAGGUUACAAGAAAAUGAGACGGUUAUCUUUGUGAUACCUAAUUCAGCUAUAAAUGGCUUUUAAAUAAAAAAUAGCAGUUUGAGAAAGUAGCUUGCAGUUUUGACAAAGAUACUAUAUUUUGUUUUGGAUAAAUAAUGCAGUCAAGCUGGCAGCUAAUGUAGGCAGAAGAGAAAAGAGUGUUUGGAGUUGAAAGAUUGAAAUUAAAGUUUCAUUAUAUUUCUGACAGUAUGCCUUUUUUUAAAUAAGAUGUACUGUGACAUAUUUCAGUCUGCACUCUGACUGAAAUAUGUGGAUAAGUUCAUGUUUUCGUCACCCACCAUCCUCCCCUUAACAAAUGACAAGCAGGGCUGCUGUUCAGUGUGUCUGUACAGGACGCCACUCAGUCUUCUUUACAAGCUUACAACAAAGGUUAUGGAAGUCGUGGUCUCCAGAUGUGUUGGCUGCUUCCUCAGUAUCAUCAGUCUGGAAUUUGUUUAGUUGAAACUGAUUUGCCUUGACCUGUCUACAACAAUGGGGCAUUGUCAAUAAAAGCAUUCCUGUUCAAAGCCAAA